Coregonus sp. 'balchen' is the source of this 1616-nucleotide messenger RNA. NCBI's taxonomy places the organism in Eukaryota, Metazoa, Chordata, Actinopteri, Salmoniformes, Salmonidae. The record is from the annotation of a GenBank genome assembly.
AUGAACCAGUUAUCCCCCUCUACCUUCUACAGUAUGAACCAGUUAUCCCCCUCUACCUUCUACAGUAUGAACCAGUUAUCCCCCUCUACCUUCUACAGUAUGAACCAGUUAUCCCCCUCUACCUUCUACAGUAUGAACCAGUUAUCCCCCUCUACCUUCUACAGUAUGAACCAGUUAUCCCCCUCUACCUUCUACAGUAUGAACCAGUUAAUCCCCCUCUACCUUCUACAGUAUGAACCAGUUAUCCCCCUCUACCUUCUACAGUAUGAACCAGUUAUCCCCCUCUACCUUCUACAGUAUGAACCAGUUAUCCCCCUCUACCUUCUACAGUAUGAACCAGUUAUCCCCCUCUACCUUCUACAGUAUGAACCAGUUAUCCCCCUCUACCUUCUACAGUAUGAACCAGUUAUCCCCCUCUACCUUCUACAGUAUGAACCAGUUAUCCCCCUCUACCUUCUACAGUAUGAACCAGUUAUCCCCCUCUACUUUCUACAGUAUGAACCAGUUAUCCCCCUCUACCUUCUACAGUAUGAACCAGUUAUCCCCCUUUACCUUCUACAGUAUGAACCAGUUAUCCCCCCUACCUUCUACAGUAUGAACCAGUUAUCCCCCUCUACCUUCUACAGUAUGAACCAGUUAUCCCCCUCUACCUUCUACAGUAUGAACCAGUUAUCCCCCUCUACCUUCUACAGUAUGAACCAGUUAUCCCCCUCUACCUUCUACAGUAUGAACCAGUUAUCCCCCUCUACCUUCUACAGUAUGAACCACAGUUAUCCCCCUCUACCUUCUACAGUAUGAACCAGUUAUCCCCCUCUACCUUCUACAGUAUGAACCAGUUAUCCCCCUCUACCUUCUACAGUAUGAACCACAGUUAUCCCCCUCUACCUUCUACAGUAUGAACCACAGUUAUCCCUCUCUACCUUCUACAGUAUGAACCAGUUAUCCCCCUCUACCUUCUACAGUAUGAACCAGUUAUCCCCCUCUACCUUCUACAGUAUGAACCAGUUAUCCCCCUCUACCUUCUACAGUAUGAACCAGUUAUCCCCCUCUACCUUCUACAGUAUGAACCAGUUAUCCCCCUCUACCUUCUACAGUAUGAACCAGUUAUCCCCCUCUACCUUGUACAGUAUGAACCAGUUAUCCCCCUCUACCUUCUACAGUAUGAACCAGUUAUCCCCCUCUACCUUGUACAGUAUGAACCAGUUAUCCCCCUCUACCUUCUACAGUAUGAACCAGUUAUCCCCCUCUACCUUGUACAGUAUGAACCAGUUAUCCCCCUCUACCUUCUACAGUAUGAACCAGUUAUCCCCCUCUACCUUGUACAGUAUGAACCAGUUAUCCCCCUCUACCUUCUACAGUAUGAACCAGUUAUCCCCCUCUACCUUCUACAGUAUGAACCAGUUAUCCCCCUCUACCUUCUACAGUAUGAACCAGUUAUCCCCCUCUACCUUCUACAGUAUGAACCAGUUAUCCCCCUCUACCUUCUACAGUAUGAACCAGUUAUCCCCCUCUACCUUCUAUGUUCCAUGGGUCUGGAAGGUCUGAUUGGCCUCAGCCUUAACCUCUCUCAGGAACCACCUGGAGUAGCCCCUGGGUCUGAUUGGCCUCAGCCUUAA